AUGGUCACUUUAGGACAAUCCAGUGGCUCCAAGGAGGAUACAGAGGCCAUCAUGCCUCAGGAACAAGAACCGGAGAAGAGAAGACUACAGUCCCACUCCCAACUAUAUGGAGCCAUCACCGGGGACAGCAUAGGCAACCUAGGAGAUACUUGCCCGACUUGUUGGGGAGUAGGGCGUAUUCCAAGAGGUAGGUGGCCCUCUUCAGACAGACUAACUACUUAGUUGUGCCUUUGAUUUACUUACAUGUUUUUGUUGUGAUUAUUUCCAUGUUGGUAUUCAAGACUUGUUAAGAUGUGUAUUUAAUAACCCACAUUUGUUUAAAGAGAAGUGAGUCACUUUCAGUUCUCUGUAAAAUGAAAUCAAAAUGGUGUUGUGUGUUCUGUGCAGCAAGGCUGACAUGCCACUACCAACUACUGCUGUUCACACCUUUUCUAUUCACAUACUCUCCAAUUGUCUAUACACUUAAUUCACAUACAUAUACUGUAUAUUUAUAUUGCGGACUCUGGUCCGUAAGCUAAUUUCCUGCAAUUCUAUCAAUUUUGCCAUGGGGUUUCGUACUGUGUAUUUCAAUACUGUAUUUUCAACAUACUGUAGCUCAUUCUAAUCUUUCUACAACUGUACAUUGAAUUUUAGCUACACUGUUUAUACACACCACAUAUUUAUUUAUAUACUGGAUUCUUGACAUAGCUCGCUCUAAUAUACAGUAUCUACUGCUGUACAUAUCAUUCUUAGUAUAUCUUGUGUAAAUUAAUAUUUUGUAUAUACGUAUAGAUUGCAUUUGGAUUACUGUUACAUUGCUUUUUGGGUUGUUAAUUGGAUUCGUUCUGACAUUUCUUUCUUUUUAUUUAUAUUUUGUGUUAUUUGUGUACUUGUUUGAUAUUUUACUGCAUUGUUAGGAGCUAGUAACAUAAGCAUUUCACUGCACCCGCUAUAACAUCUGCUAAACUGGGUAUGCGACCAAUAAACUUGGAUUUGAUUUUAAUAGAACAGCAUGUCUAACUGUGAAAUAAUAACUCACCUUACUCUUCUCUGUAUAGGACAUGAUCAGCUUGUGACAGUAAUAACCAACGUUUGUUUUAAAAGAAGGGAGAGUCACUUUCAACUCUCUGUAAAAUGAAAUCGAAAUGCUGUUGUGUGUUCUAUGCAGCAAGGCUGACAUGCCAAUACAGCAGUAUCUAUAACUGUGAAAUAAAACGUAUUCUUCUCUGUAUAGGACAUGAUCAGCGAGUGGCAGUCAUUCCAUGUUCGGACAAAAGACUGAGGCCCAGCCGGACGUAAGUGUGUGUGUGUGUCUGUUUUUGAGUGUCUGAUUGUGUGCGUGUUUGUUUGUGUGUGCGUGCGUGUGUGUGUGCGUGCGUGCGUGCGUGCAUGCAUAACUAUGUGUUGAACGCCUCCCUCUGCAACUGGAUCCAGGAGUUCCUGAUGGGCUGCCCCCAGGUGGUGAAGGUAGGCAACAACACCUCUGCCACGCUGACCCUCAACAUGGGGGCCCCUUACAGGUGUGUGCUUAGUCCCCUCCUGUACUCCCUGUUAACCCACGACUCCGUGGCCACGCACAACACCAACACCAUCAUCAAGUUUGCUGAAGAUGCAACAGUGGUAGGCCUGAUCACUGACAGCGAUGAGACAGCCUACAGGGAGGAGGUCAGAGACCUGGCAGUGUGGUGUCAGGACAACAACUUCUCCCUCAACGUCAGUAAUACCAAGGAUCUGAUCGUAAACGGGGGUGAGCACUCCCCAAUCCACAUCGACAGGGCUGUAGUGGAGCGGGUCGAGAGCUUCAAGUUCCUCGGUUUCCAAAUCACUAUGGACUUAACAUGGUCCACACACACCCGCACAGUUGUGAGGAACGCAUGAUGGUGCCUCUUUCCCCUCAGGAGGCUGAAAAGAUUUGUCAUGGGCCCUCAGAUCCUCAACAAGUUCGACAGCUGCACCAUUGAGGGCAUCUUGACUGGCUGCAUCACCGCUUGGUAUGGCAACUGCACCGCCCUCGACCGCAAAGCACUACAGAGGGUGGUGUGGACAGCCCAGUGCAUCACUGGGGCCGAGCUCCCUGCCAUCCAGAACCUCUAUAUCAGAAAAUAUUAAAUUUUCACAAAGUCUACUGCCUCAGUUUUUAUGAUGGCAAUUUGCAUAUACUCCAGAAUGUUGUGAAGAGUGAUCAGAUGAAUUGCAAUUAAUUGCAAAGUCCCUCUUUGCAUGAAAAUGAACUUAAUCCCCCCAAAAAACAUUUCCACUGCAUUUCAGCCCUGCCACAAAAGGACCAGCUGACAUCAUGUCAGUGAUUCUCUCGUUAACACAAGUGAGAGUGUUGACGAGGACAAGGCUGGAGAUCACUCUGUCAUGCUGAUUGAGGUAGGAUAACAGACUGGUAGCUUUAAAAGGAGGGUGGUGCUUGAAAUCAUUGUUCUUCCUCUGUUAACCAUGGUUACCUGCAAGGAAACACGUGCCUUCAUCAUUGCUUUGCACAAAAAGGGCUUCACAGGCAAGGAUAUAUUUUUUUAUUUUACCAAUAUUUAACUAGGCAAGUCAGUUAAGAACAAAUUCUUAUUUACAAUGACGGCCUACACCGGCCAAACCCGGACGACGCUGGGCCAAUUGUGCGCCGCCCUAUAUUGCUGCUAGUAAGAUUGCACCUAAAUCAACAAUUUAUCGGAUCAUCAAGAACUUCAAGGAGAGAGGUUCAAUUGUUGUCAAGAAGGCGCCAGGGCGCCCAAGAAAGUCCAGCAAGCUCCAGGACCGUCUCCUAAAGUUGAUUCAGCUGCGGGAUCGAGGCACCACCAGUGCAGAGCUUGCUCAGGAAUGGCAGCAGGCAGGUGUGAGUGCAUCUGCACGCACAGUGAGGCGAAGACUUUUGGAGGAUGGCCUGGUGUCAAGAAGGGCAGCGAGGAAGCCACUUCUCUCCAGGAAAAACAUCAGGGACAGACUGAUAUUCUGCAAAAGGUACAGGGAUUGGACUGCUGAGGACUGGGGUAAAGUCAUUUUCUCUGAUGAAUCCCCUUUCCGAUUGUUUGGGGCAUCCGGAAAAAAGCUUGUCCGGAGAAGACAAGGUGAGCGCUAGCAUCAGUCCUGUGUCAUGCCAACAGUAAAGCAUCCUGAGACCAUUCAUGUGUCAAUUUGCUUCUCAGCCAAGGGAGUGGGCUCACUCACAAUUUUGCCUAAGAACACAGACAUGAAAAAAGAAUGGUACCAACACAUCCUCCGAGAGCAACUUCUCCCAACCAUCCAAGAACAGUUUGGUGACGAACAAUGCCUUUUCCAGCAUGAUGGAGCACCUUGCCAUAAGGCAAAAGUGAUAACUAAGUGGCUCGAGGAACAAAACAUCGACAUUUUGGGUCCAUGGCCAGGAAACUCCCCAGACCUUAAUCCCAUUGAGAACUUGUGGUCAAUCCUCAAGAAGCGGGUGGACAAACAUAAACCCACAAAUUCUGACAAACUCCAAGCAUUGAUUAUGCAAGAAUGGGCUGCCAUAAGUCAGGAUGUGGCACAGAAGUUAAUUGACAGCAUGCCAGGGCGGAUUGCAGAGGUCUUGAAAAAGAAGGGUCAACACUGCAAAUAUUGACUCUUUGCAUAAACCUAAUAUAAUUGUCAAUAAAAGCCUUUGACACUUAUGGAAUGCUUGUAAUUAUACUUCAGUAUACCAUAGUAAAAUCUGACAAAAAUAUCUAAAAACACUGAAGCAGUAAACUUUGUGAAGACCAAUACUUGUGUCAUUCUCAAAACUUUUGACCACGACUGUACAGUAGGCAGUAGGCAGAGAUAGUGAAACAAGGAUCUUUACUGGUGGUCCCGAAGCCAGAAUACAAAAUAACGGACUUAUCACGAUAAAAGAAAGGCGGAGCAAAUAAGUCUCCAAAAACUGGCUGACAGCCAAAAUACGACAUACUGAUGUGGAAAAUGAUCACUAUACUUAUUAAAAAUCAAAGUUCUUCCAGAGUUUUUGUAGAAUCAAGAUAGACUUUAUUACAUAGAGCAACGAAAGCCGAGCUGGUCUGCAGAGCAACUCUCGUCUACCUCUCAGCUCUCUGUUUAUAUAGUCAUAUUCACAUACAUCUUAUCUCCCUCUUGGGUUCCCCCACCACCAUCCUCAGUUUCCCUCUCUCUACCGCUCCGCCCACUUCCUUAGUCUAUGAUAGCGGCUAAAUUGGACUUUUAUUCCGUUUAGAAUCAAUAGUAGUACAAUCAAUCAAGCCCUUGUCAUGCAAACUCUGUUCAACCUCGGCUCUCCCUGGCUUGACCUGAAGAUUGAUUGUUGGACAUGACAGGUCCACACUCAAUCUCUCAAACAUACCCAAACCCAACUCCUCUCUUCCCUCCCGUCAUGCUGUAAUUACUCAUGAUUAGUCUGAACUCUGUUCAACUCUGACUCCGCUCUCAGGACUUUGUUUGAGGAGAGAGACAAAAGGCAACAGUCUAGUUUCAGUCUCUGAUAAGGUAGGACAGCCAUGGAUUAGGUAAGAGCGAGGAAUUCGACCUGAGGUCAGAUCCCCAUUUCACACACACACAAACCCAGUGAAAGGAACCAAUUAAGUUAUUGCCUAGCAACAGAGAAUUCUGACUAUAUGUUCGUCAUGUCAUUGAUUAACUUUGUUUAUCCAAUAGUUUACUGAAAAAUCUUCAUCUUAUCCCCCAUAUGGGACUAUUGGUCCCAAAUCCUUACAAAAGUAUUAAUUAUUAAUAUAGUAACUAACAUAAGAAUAAUUAUGUUUAUGCUAUUAAGCACAAUCUUUGCAUUUAAGGUUAUACUCAUAAUAAACAAUAUCAGCAUUUCUACUCAAAACAAUUCCAAUAUACGUGUUAGUAUCCUAACACAUUAAAAUACAUAAAAUACAUGCAACAUUGUUUUAACCAUGAUCUCUAUUUGAAAAAGUUAUUUUGAUAUUAUCUAGAGUCAUUAUCAUCACUAAAGUAAUAUGGAAUAGGAUACAUGUCUGAGAGAUAAACAUUUUCACUUCCAGAUUUGUCCAGGUUUUGCUGGUCCUUGUAGUUAUGACAAGCCCAUCCUCCUCCUGCCAUUACCCCAGACAGACAUUCUAGGUUGCCAUAAGGGCAGUCAAGUGGUCCUCAUUGUUGUGAGGGCCAAGCAGGGCUCUCUUCCGAUAAUGACCAUCUGCUUCUGGGCCUCUACUCCGGGCCGGCGUUGGGUCCCUUUGGCUCUGGACCUUCUUCCUUCACUAGGGUCUCGGCAUCCUUAGCUUCCUCAUCUCUCGGUCGUCGGUUUCCAUGCGGUACUCUGGUGCAGUGGUUUAGAUGAUACCUCUGGUUUUAGAACUCUGCUUCUCUCCUGUUGGUAUAUAACUUAAUGUAUGACAGUUAGUUGCCUGAUAUACCCUUCUAAUUCCCUUUCAAUUUGCUCUAGAGGCAGACCCUCAUAUGGUCCCCUAAGCACCGGCACUGGUAUGGGUCAACCUGUAAGCAUUUCAUGAGGUGUUAGAUGCAAUAUUCUGUUAGCUUGCAUGCGAUAACUCAUUAAUGCCAGAGGUACGGCCCCAAAAAACAAAACAACAAUGUCUGUUAAAUCAAAAUAACAAAUCAAAUUAGAAUGAUAACCCUUGAUAACACCUUAACUUAAUUGUAUCCCAUAAGGUAAUUCAAGGAAUAGUCAAAUUGACUAGCGACAGGUGUCCCUCAUUCAGGGCUAGUUCUCUUUCUCUGUCCUUGUCAUGGUAUGAAUCAUACAUAAGCCUAUUGAUAAAUUAUAAACUUCUUCCUAAUUAUUAGUGUUUACAUACUACAUAUAAAUCUCACACAAUGUCUCUAGCUUUCGAGUGAGGGUGAUCAGGCCUCGCCAGAAAGUCAGAACAGAGGUCAGAGGUCAUUCAACCCCAUUUAAGUGAGUGUCUCUUUCCCUUUCCUUCCCCUUUUACCUCAGAUAUAAUUUAACGAUAUUUCAAACAUUUCAAAAAAAAAUUGUACCAAGUUUACAUUGUUUUUUUCAGUACAUUUCUUAUCAGGAGAAUGUACAUGUGUGUAAUUAAAACUCUGGCAAUAGAAACUUCCAAAAAUGUAAUUUAUGUUCCCUUUAAGGUGUAUUAUUUCUAACCUGUGAAAAAUCCACUAAACCAAAAAUAAAAAACCGUACAUAACUACCAAAUAUUAAUAAUAGGUGGGUUGUGUAUGCUGGUGAAACGUAGGGCAAAAACAAACAAAUGGCUAGGCCUUAUUUAAUUUGGUAGCUCCCUCUUACGGCCUAAUUAUAAGAUUGCUGAGUUUUACUAACUGCUCUCCUGAGUUCACAGUCUCAAGAAACAUUCCAAAGAGAGAUAAUGAAACUCCCAUUCUCCUGGAAAAGAAAGUAUACAUUUCGUUAACAUUCACUAUAGUACAUCUUAAUCAGCCACCCAAACGUUUUAACUAUGAACAAAACAUGAAAAUAAUUCCACUGUACUCCAUAAAAUGAGUAAUCGUUUGUUUCAAUCUAAUUCCUUGUUUAUAUAAAUUGCUGUCCUUUGUAAGUAAAUAUAAACAAGCGUCUACUUUCUUAUGCUAAAGGUACACUAAAAAAUGCUCCACAUCAGUCUAUUACUGAGAACCAUUUUGCAUCUGGUGGAAUGUUUGUUAACAGUGUGUGUAGAUUGGGCUCCUCGUCUUGAAUUACCUCAUUCACUGUUCUCAGGUCAUGAACCAGUCUCCACUUCUGUUUGUCUGCCUUUAGGACUGGUAACACUGUCGUGUUACAGUCACUCUGAGUUUUAACCAGUACCCCUGCUUUUAUCUGUCCCUCUAUUGUAGCUUGAAUUCCUGCCUCUGCUUUCAGUGUCAUUGGGGUAUUGUUGUUUCCAAGGGGUCUUGUGUAUGCCUUUACUUUAACGCAAAUUGGAUUAGCUGAAUUUACUAAACCCACAUCUGUAUCAUAUUUUUCCCAUAAGUCUUCUGUGAUCAUACUUUCCAUUUGUUUCCUUUAGCUUUUCCUGUUUUGUUUCUUCUUUAACUACUGUCAUCUGUCUUUCCUCAGUUAUUUCCACUUCAUGUGGUUCCCCCCAUCAGUUCUGCAAAGCAUAGGACUUUAAUGUAUUUUUAGCCUAUUUCAUCAUUGGUCCUAGAUCUUUUGCCUGAUAUCCCUCGGCCACUAAAAGUGUUAUGUGAGGUUCUGUUCCUGGUAUCUCAAACCAGGUCUGUAUGAUAUCAGAUCCUGGAGCAUCUUGUGCUUCCAUUGCUGCCCCUUGUUUCCCUAUUACAAAAUAUUGCGAUCUCAUGGAGGCCAGUUUACCCCAUGCUUUCCUUAACCAUAGUUGUUCUAGUAAAUGAUUUUGAUAUGGGUCAUAUUGUAGUGUACAAUGAUAGCCUAAUUUUGGUAACUUUAUUUCUGGAAUUUGAGCCCUAAUAAACUUUCCCCACUUCUUUAGUACUUCUUGUACUGGUGAUUCUAUGUUCCCUAUCCAAUAUACAUUUGCUGUUUUGUCCAUAGCCGUCAUCAUUUGUGGACGUACCCCUUCCUGAUUAUUAGUCCCUCUGAUGUGCAUUUAAUUUGGAUGCCCAUUCUACACAGUGUUUGUUCUGAUACUAAUAUGGGUAUGCAGGUAGCUUUUCCUCCUGCUUCUAGUUUUACUGGAACUGUCAUAGGUAUUAGCUGUGUUUGUCCUGAAAAUCCUACUGUCUUUGCAUAUUUGCCUGACAUGGGGAGGUGAGAGGCAUAAUUUGGACUUCCACAUGAGUAAGUAGCUCCAGUAUCUAUCAUCAUGGGUGUGCCUCUGUUGUUCACCUGAACCUUUAGCAUAGGUUCUUCAUCAGCCUGCAUAGUUACUGCCACUAGCUGACCCUCCCCUUUAGGUUUCCCUGGGCAUCCCUAGUAUCCCUGAUUUGGUCCUCCCCACAGGUUCACUGGGCCCUGUGGAGCCUGUGUCUGAGACUGCUGCCAUACAUCCGAACUGGGGCCAUUUCUUUGCCAAUUACCCUGUUGUGGUUGCCUAGGCAGCCGUGGGUUGGUAGGACAAUCCCUUCCUAGAUGUCCUGAUUGAUUACACCCCCAGCAGACACCUAGCGGUCCUCCUGGUCCACCAUUUUGGUAUGUCUGCUGUUGUGAUCGGUGCCCUUGAUUCUGGGGUCUGUUUCUAUUUCCUUUGUUUUGCCACUGUCCAGGGGAUUGUUGUGUGUACACAUUCACUACUGUUGCAGCAGGAACUCUUUGGCCUUGCUGCUGAGGCGGUAUUUGUGGACCUCCUUGGAGAACAGGUGCCAUGGCGCCCUCUUCUGGCGGUGUCGGAAUAAUCACUUGAGCUUGUGUUUUCUUUUUGUCCUUUCUUGUCAGCUCUUCCAGCUGCACCUGUCCCAGUUUUCUCCGAAUCUCUCUCCACUGCUUCGCCAGUUUCUGUUAAUCCCUCCUGUAUUUCUGCAUUGCGUGGAUAAUAUGGUCGCAGAAUUCCUUGUGUGAUUCUGACGUUAGUCCCACCACAUCUUUCAGUCUGCUUCUGAUAGGCGUUGGCAUUGCCUCCAUCAGUGAUGUCCUGAACAGUGUUGUCAUCAGUGGAUCCCCCUCUGGGUCUUUUUCUGUUUCUUGUCGCCACCUCUUGAGCUGAUCCUCUAGGUAAUUUGCAGGGUUUUCUUUAUCCCCCAAUGGUUCCCCUCUCAGUGCUUUAGGGUCUAUUUUGGCUUGAUUUUGGCUUGAUACUCCUGGCCUAUAAUUGUCAAAGGACAUUCCAUCCAGUUCUGUUACUAUAGUUUUGCCUCCCGUGGCUCCUUGCUCUGAUAAUCGUCCCUCUGUCUCACUCUGUUUUUGAUCAGAGUCAGCAUACUGUCUAAGUUCUUCACCUUCCUCCUUAUUUGCAUCAUCCCACUCGCUCUGUCCAUCACCAUUUUGUUCAUCUAUCCCAUAAUUUUCCAGUCUGUUUAACAUACCCCUCAGUCCCUCAUAAGUCUAUAUCUAAGUCUGAUCCUCUUCCUCCUGUUUUAUAGUUCUUUAUUAGGGUAUCCAUGUCCUCACACACUGUUACAUCAAGCAUUCCUUCCUUUGGCCAUUUUGUUGCUAGUUUUCUAGUUCUUAUUUACAUUUACAUUUAAAUCAUUUAGCAGACACUCUUAUCCAGAGCGACUUCCCGUUUAUCAGAGAUUUUACUAAUCUCUUCACUCUUUUCUGGGAACCUUCUCUUCAUGAUUGCUACUGGUGUCCCUGCCAUCUCUAUUCCCUGUAUUCUUGGUCUCCCUGACGCUAGUCUUAGGUUUGGUUCAGUGUCUAUAUUAGGAUUUAAAGUCAACAAUAUUUUCCUUACUGUUUUUCUUGUACCUAAUUGUUCCUUUAUUAUUGUCGCUCGUUUUGGAAUAACCCACUGAACGUCUCUCAACACUGUAGAUACUUCUAUUUGUGGUUCCCUUAAUGUCUUACCUGUCUGCCCUUUCCCUCUUUCAAAACCUUGCUCCUCCCCUAAUGCCAGCCAAGGUUCAACCUGUGUAUCUAUUGGGAUUAUUAUAAAAAACAACCUCUUUUGAUCUGCUUAUUCUUCAAGAGUUUCUCCAAUAUUCUGUACUGUCCAAUUUCUUCCUAUUAUUCCCGUCCAAUCUAUAUAUGGCCACUCUUCUCUUGCUUCCACUAAAUUUGUUAUUUCUGUUAUUGCUCUCAGCUGAAAGUUUUUAUAUUCCUCAAUUAAUGGUAUUCUCUUCCUAAUAUAUCUUCAUAUUCUGCUUCUUUCCAAAAAUGAGAUUUUAUCUCUUGCGUUUCUUUUAAUAUUAUUCUUAUCCUUGUAUCAUUACUGGAUCAAUGACAUAUGUAAUAACUGUUUCGCAUUAUAUUGUACCUUUUUCUGAUAAUGUUAUAAUUGUGGCCUAUUGCAUUAAUUUAGUUAAAAUAUAAUUUUGUUGUUUAACAAAUCUAGAACCCAUAAUAAGUUGGUGCUAUUCCAUCAGCAUAAUAGUUAAAACUACCUGCAAUCCACUGGUCCACGUAACGAAAACAAAUGAUCAUUUUAGAAUUCAUUAACUAUUUGCAUACGUCACUGGUGUUACGCAAACUAUAGAAUAAAGUAAUAACAAUUAGAAUUUGUUAAAGAAUGUUUCCCAUUCAACUAUUCAGAUUUCUCACAGCCCGAUACAGUCCAGCAAGUACGACUCUCUUUUACCCACGAACUAAGACAUGGCAUUAGUAAAGUCUAUUCACAAACCACCAAUAACUAAUAGUAUAUUUGCAUUCAUAUUAUUAAAAUCUCACUUCCCUAUUAAAUUACUUUCCUUUGUUAUCAAUUCAAAUCAUGGCCACAGCUCUAUUGUAAUUGCCAGUCCGCUAUUAAAUGUAUAUAUUUCCUUUCUGAUUAGGCUAUAGUUAAUUAAACAAAUACUUGCUAUAGUUGACAAGCAUACGUAUCCAUAUUAAAUUCAAUAUUCCAAAUUACAACCCUAUUCACAGUAGUUUAAUCUAUCAAAUCAUUAGGCAACGCAAAAAAUGCCUCAAUCAUCCCACUAUUCCUGUUGAAUAAGUGAGUCUUUCAAUUUUGAAAGAAGCAAGCUGCUAAAUCGUCCAGUCUUACAUCACAAAAUCAAACACUGACUGUUCUAUCAAUCUAAGCAACACAUAACCAUAGUAUUAUUAGAUUCCCUGCCUAUAUGUACAUAUCUACCUCAAUUACCUCGUACCCCUGCACAUUGAUAUGGUACUGUUACUCCCUGUAUAUAUUGUAGCUUCAUUGUAUUUUUAUUUCUCGUGUUAUUAUUUCUAUAAUUUGUUUUACUCUGCAUCGUUACAAAAGGGCUCGUAAGAAAACAUUUCAUGGUAAAGUUGUAUUCGGAGCAUGUGACAAAUAAAAUUUGAUUGAUUUGAAUUUGAUUCAAUUUUUGUGCUUUACCAAUACGAGACACCGUAUACAGUAAAAUUCUUGGUGUGUUUAAUUAACAUAUUGUGUUACGCUUCAUAUAUGUUGUUCAUGGUUGUUAAAGGUCACGAACAGUCAAAAUCAUGUUUUUCAUGAAAUUUGAUGAUAUUUGGAUGAAACCAGUUUAAAGUACAGUAUGAUGACCAAAGUAUGAAAAAUGACUGUUGCUUUUACAUUUAUUAAGUUUGAUCAUAAAACUACUGGUCCCCUCCCCGUGUCAAACACUUGGAUUCAGGAUGCAGGAUUAUUAAAGGUACAGGGUGACAUCACCCUAACUCUCUCAUUUUAAUACACAAAUGGUAGCAUGAUAUUCUCUUACCUAAUUUAAAUAAGUACCGCCUUGUAACCAACAUCGGAGAAGGCGUGUUUGCAGAGGGGCGUGGUUUAGCUACUCUACUGGUGCCAAAAUGUGACUGUAGGGUAUCAGCAAAUAUAAUUAAAAGUUGACCCUAUUAAUCUAUGGCAAAGAUACUCAUAUGUUUCCCCUUUCAUCUGUGUCUGGUGUUAGCUAGUUACUGUCUAGUUAGGUCUUCAGCCAGCAUGGAACAAAAGUGGAAGAAGGGCUGUUCAAAACUCUGAUGCAGGUGUCAAGUCAACACAUCCAUCAGUGCUGCUAUGAACAGCAUCACAAGAGACAUGCCAAACAGGAGAUGUAUAAAAAUAAUAAUACAUAAUUGAUGCAAUUUCAAUGCUGCUCGAGUUGCUUUGUGUAUCACCAUAUUUGCUUGAGAUGAUUUUACUGCAACACUGCUCACUGCAUCCAAGUUGCUUGACAUAGGCGUUUCAAAGGGCUGUCAGUCGAGGCAAUCGCAUGAAAUAAGCUUCCCGCCCACUCAGCCUGUCUUUUUCAAACUUCCUGGUAGUUAGCCAUGAGAGAACAAUUACUUUUUGUAAAAUGUUAAGCAUUUCCAUCCAAAACAAAUAUUACGUGUGAUAUUUUAGUCAUUCAAAAGUCUAUUUUACAUGGGAAUCAGAAAGGUUGUUCGGGAUCUUUAAUUCUGCAUUUUUAUUUUCCAGGAAACUCUAUGUGUGUAUCUCGGUGGUGCUGUGUCUCCUGAUCUGCUGUCUGAUCCUCUUCUUCCUCUUCCCACGGAGUAUCUCACUGUCCCUUGUCGCCAUCCAAUCAGUGAUGGUCUUCUUCACCCCACACACAGUUGAAAUGCAAAUCAUGGUAAGUACGAGAUAUAUGCGUGCCACACUCCCGUAUAUAUCAAAGACAAUGUGUGAUCACUCAUUGUUUGGUUUAUUGUAUGAGGUCAGUGUGAUCAAACUAUGUUUUUCCUCUUCUAGAAUGUCAUCAGCGUCACCAAUGAGAACUUUCAGGAUAUUCAAGUCUUGGAUUUUGAUAUACAAGUGCUGAUCGCUGAAACAGUGGUGGGCAGGAUCAAGAUAUCUAAUAUGACCGCAGUCAAAUCACGUUCAGAGAAAGCGGUGAGUUUGAUAUUGUUGUUUAAUAUAAAUCAAUUACAGAAUUAUAAUACUGUGUAAUGCAAAGCAACUUUGUUUAUUGUCCCGUAUGAAACAGUUGGACCUUAAUUCCCAGUCUAAUUAUGUUUUCCGAUCUCCUACAGUAUGCUGUUGUCAUACCCAUAACAAUUGAGGACCCAGGCCUGAAGUAAGCAUGACAUUUAUUAUAAUUUAUAUGUCCAAUAUCAUUACCAUCAUCACUACUUCUAAAAUAGGAAGGAAAUAUAGUGUUAUCUGUGUAUGUGUACAUUACAGUAUGAACUCUUGGAUAGGACCUGCAGUAUACAGUAUGAAUUAAACUUACAGUACGCUAUUGGUUUUCAAAAUAUAUUAUUUUCUUUACAGUGCAUUCGGAAAGUAUUCAGACCCCUUGACUUUUUCCACAUUUUGUUACGUUACAGCCUUAUUCUAAAAUGGAUUAAAUUGUUUUUUCCCCCUCAUUAAUCUACACACAAUACCCCAUAAUGACAAGACCAAAAAAGGUUUGUAGAUUUUUUUGCACAUUUAUAAACAAUAAAAAACGGAAAUAUAACAUUUACAUAGGUAUUCAGACCCUUUACUCAAUACUUUGUUGAAGCACCUUUGGCAGCAAUUACAGCCUCGAGUCUUCUUGGGUAUGAAUCUACAAGCUUGGCACACCUGUAUUUGGUGAGUUUCUCUCAUUCUUCUCUGCAGAUCCUCUCAAGCUCUGUCAGGUUGGAUGGGGAGCGUUGCUGCACAGCUAUUUUCAGGUCUCUCCAGAGAUGUUCGAUCGGGUUCAAGUCCGGGCUCUGGCUGGGCCACUGAAGGACAUUCAGAGACAUGUCCCGAAGCCACUCCUGUGUUGUCUUGGCUGUGUGCUUAGGGUCAUUGUCCUGUUGGAAGGUGAAACUUCAUCCCAGUCUGAGGUCCUGAGUGCUCUGGAGCAGGUUUUUUAUCAAGGAUAUCUCUGUACUUUGCUCCAUUCAUCUUUCCCUCAAUCCUGACUAGUCUGAAAAACAUCCCCACAGCAUGAUGCUGCCACCACCAUGCUUCACCGUAGGGAUGGUGUCAGGUAUCCUCCAGACGUGACGCUUAGCAUUCUGGCCAAAGAGUUCAAUCUUGGUUUCAUCAGACCAGAGAAUCUUGUUUCUCAUGGUCUGAGAGUCUUUAGGUGCCUUUUGGCAAACUCCAAACGGGCUGUCAUGUGUCAAGUUUCCUCCAGACGUGACGUUUGGCAUUCAGGCCAAAUAGUUCAAUCUUGCUCAUCAGACCAGAGAAUCUUGUUUCUCAUGGUCUGAGAGUCUUUAGGUGCCUUUUGGCAAACUCCAAGCGGGCUGUCAUGUGCCUUUUAGUGCUGAGGAGUGGCUUCCGUCUGGCCACUCUACCAUAUUGGUGGAGUGCUGCAGAGAUGGUUGUCCUUCUGGAAGGUUCUGCCAUCUCCACAGAGGAAGUCUGGAGCUCUGUCAGAGUGACCAUCGGGUUCUUGUUUACCUCCCUGAUCAAGGCCCUUCUCCCACGAUUGCUCAGUUUGGCCAGGCGGCCAGCUCUAAGAAGAGUCUUGGUGGUUCCCAAAUGUCUUCCAUUUAAGAAUGUUGGAGGCCACUGUGUUCUUGGGGACCUUCAAAACUGCAGACAUUUUUUGGUACCCUUCUACAGAUCUGUGCCUGACACAAUCCUUUCUCGGAGAUAUACGGACAAUUCCUUCAACCUCAUGGCUUGGAAUUUGCUCUGACAUGCAUUGUCAACUGCGGACUUUAUAUAGACAGGUGUGUGCCUUUCCAAAUCAUGUCCAAUCAAUUGAAUAUACCACAGGUGGACUCAAAUCAAGUUGUAGAAACAUCUCAAGGAUGAUCAAUGCAAUUAGGAUGCACCUGAGCUCAAUUUCGAGUCUCAUAGCAAAGGGUCUGAAUACUUAUGUAAAUAAGGUAUUUCUGUUUGUUUAAAAAAAAACUGUUUUCGCUUUGUCAUUAUGGGGUAUUGUGUGUAGAUUGAUGAGGAAAAUGUUUUAUUUAAUCCAUUUUAGAAUAAGGUUGUAACGUAACAAAAUGUGGAAAUGUCAAGGGUCUGAAUACUUUCCGAAUGCACUGUAUGUGAUAAAUGUGUAGGGUAUUAAAUGUCUUUAUAACUCCUCUGUUUCAGUAAUUACUGCAAGUCAUCCACCAUAAGGAUUCACACCUUGUUCUUGCAUUUGCAGUGAGUAUCACACUCUAUUCCAAGAUAUGUUAAAGAGGCCAACCAGAAACACAUCUGUCGCACCACAAACACUUCAAGGCACUUCAGCCUAUCUGACCACCAGGCUGUAGUAUGCCCAUUGACUUCCCAUUGUAACAUAUCUUGUUUGGAACCACCCAAACACACAGAUAUUAUUCUUCUUUGAAUUCUUGUUGUCAGUGUUCUUGAUGACCUUUGGCCAAGACAAAAUCUAGACAAAAACAGAAUUUUGUUUUUGAAGACCAAGCACUAUUAUUACUGGAGCCAAUAGGAAAAAUUUUUGCUUUUUCAAAACGUGCAUGAAUUGCCCCUUUCAAGCCACGUGUUCAAAAAUCUCACGCAUUUGUUUCAUGUCCAUUUGAGAUUAAUCAUGCUGUAAAACUAGUAACAGUGUAACUAUAGUCUUUGCCUUAGGUCAUAAACCUACCAAAUUUAAAGUUGUUGCUUUUUUUUAUUACGGAAAAGGGUAGUCAGGAAUAACAGAAUAACAAACGUUUGAACUUCACCAUUCUAUAAAAGUGACAUUUUGAAACACGAGACUGUGAACUUGCAGAUGAAGAUUUCAAAAUGUCCGCAUUAAUAUCUAUUUUUGUCUUCCACAGAAUGACAAUGGACGUUUCCUUCCAGGCUCACUCGGAGCAGCUGUCCAAAGACACCUUUGAGUACAUUGACUGUGGAGCCAACACCACCAUCCCCCACCAUAUCAGGCAAAUUAUUUUUGAAAGAUGAAAGCCUGUAAAUGAGGGAUCCCCAAAGUGAAAAUAUGUAUUAUAAACAAGAUAGACUCUAAGGAAUACGGGCCUCUUCCAUUCUGUCUUAAGCGGUCAUAAAAAGUAUAUUGAUAAUUUUUUUCUUGAAGAGGCUCCUUGUCAAAGGGAAAUGUAUACGUAUUGUAUUGUAGUAGACAAUAGUAUUAUAGUAUUGUCCUCUGCUCUGUCCACAUUAUUUGCUGUGCAAUAUUCUUCUGAAGUAGUUUUCUGAAUGAUUUAUGAACUGUGAAAGUAGAUGUUGUAUUGUUUU
Molecule: messenger RNA, 15455 nt
Organism: Coregonus sp. 'balchen'
Lineage: Eukaryota; Metazoa; Chordata; Actinopteri; Salmoniformes; Salmonidae
Source: the annotation of a GenBank genome assembly